CUUUCCUUGGCUUCAGACAUAUGACUAACAUUUGCAGUUUCCAGACGAAGAUCGCCAAUCGCAUCUGAGAUGGCUCGCAGCGAGGAAUUACAGAUAAGCACGGCGAAGCGUGCGUACAGGAAUGCCAAAGAGGAAGGGAAUAGGCAGGAAGAGGCGAGGUGGGCAAAUGUAAUUGGAGAUAUUCUCAAGAAUAGAGGAGAGUAUGUGGAGGCGCUCAAGUGGUUUCGAAUUGAUUACGAUGUUUCGAACAAGUAUUUGCCUGAAAAACAGUUGCUUCCCACUUGCCAGUCUCUUGGCGAAGUCUAUCUCAGGUUGGAACAUUACAAGGACGCCUUGAUUUAUCAGAAAAAGCAUUUGGACCUUGCUAAGGAUGCCAAUGAUCUUGUUGAGCAGCAAAGAGCCAGCACACAACUUGGGCGUACCUAUCAUGAAAUGUUUCUAAAAUCUGAAGAUGACCAUUACUCGGUGCAGAAUGCCAAAAAGUAUUUCAAGUCUGCCAUGAAACUUGCCCAGACUCUCAAGGAGAACCCCCCUAAUAAUAAGUCUUCUUUUCUCAAAGAGUAUAUUGAUGCACACAAUAAUAUAGGAAUGCUUGAAGUUGACCUUGAUAACUUGGAUGAAGCACUGAAAUUUCUCGCUAAAGGUCUGGCGAUAUGUGAUGAAGAGGAAGUCGUUGAGGAUGAUGAUGGGCGUAGUAGGCUUCAUCACAAUCUAGGAAAUGUCUAUAUGGAAUUGAGGAGGUGGGCCAAAGCACGUGAACAUACUGAAAAAGACAUAAUGAUUUGUAAGAGAAUUGGACACCGCCAAGGAGAGGCAAAAGGGUACAUUAAUCUUGGUGAGUUGCAUUACAGGGUUCAAAGGUAUGAUGAGGCAAUACUUUGCUACCAGAAGGCACUUGAUUUGGCAAAAUCCAUGGAAGAUGAGGAUGCUUUAGUAGCACAAAUUGAUCAAAAUAUUAAGACUGUAAAGGAAGCUAUAAAUGUAAUGAAUGAUUUGAAAAAAGAAGAGCAAAAUCUCAAGAAGCUGAAAAGAAACAUGGUUAUUGCAAAAGGAACACCACAGGAGCGCAAGUUUCUUCUGCUCCAGAAUUCAUGUCUUGAUUGUCUUAUUGAGAAAUCAGCUAUGAUCUUUGCAUGGUUGAAGCAUCGUGAAUUCGCAAAAAGGAAGAAGCGUAUAGCAAGUGAGCUUUGUGAUAAGGAAAAGCUAAGUGAUGCAUUUUUAGUUGUUGGAGAAUCAUACCAGAAGCUCAGGGACUUCAGCAAAGCCAUUAAAUGGUACACAAAGAGUUGGGAAGGAUACAAGUCAAUCAAAAAUCUGGAGGGUCAAGCAUUGGCAAAAAUUAAUAUAGGUCAUGUUUUGGAUUGCAAUGGUGACUGGACUGGAGCACUUGAGGCAUUUAAAGAGGGCUACAGGAUUGCUGUUGAAGCUAAACUUCCUUCCAUUCAGCUUUCUGCACUAGAGAAUAUGCACUAUAGCCACAUGAUAAGAUUUGACAAUGUUGAAGAGGCCAGGAGGUUGCAGCUUGAAAUUGACAAACUGAAGCAGUCAAAAGUGGAGGAGCUUGAUGAAAAACAUAUCGCAACAGAUCGCUGCUCUGAAACAGACACAGAAGGAGAUGAUCAUUGUUCAGAUGACAUGUCUAGUGCAUGCUUGGAGGUUUUGCGUAAAUCCAGUUCUAAUGGAUCAGUGCCUUUAGCAGCUAGUGGAGAGUCAAAUGAUGAUUUACCUCUAAUUUCACUUAUCCGACCCAGCAAAAGAUCACCCAAAGAUAAAACAACUGACACAGCAAAUAACAAUAUUUCUAAGGAGCCAGAUGAAACUUCUCCAAAAAGUUUGUCUAAAUCAACAAGUAAUCAGCAAACAGUUGUUGGACGUAAACGUGUCCGUCUAGUCCUUUCAGAUGAUGAAGGUGAUGUGCCUCAUCAAGUAGAAUGCUCAGCAAGAAGACUGCAUAAACGCCCAGUGGAUUUUGCUGCUUCAGAUGAAUUUACAAGGAAAAUCAGUCCAGCCAGUUCUGAUGAUAAAUUGCAGGAUACCUCACCAGUUGCCUCCAGAAGUCCCAGCAGGCCGUGCAAUCUUGUCAAUAUUGAAGAAAGCACUUGCUCAUAUAAAUCUGUGGGCAACAGAACUGUUUCAAAUGGGAAAAAUACCAGAUCUCGGAGCAAUGCUGAAGUUGUUAUUGGUUCUGAUUAUGCUGAUAGCGCUUCAAAAUGUGACAUCAAUGAUUCUGAAAACUUAUUGCAUAGAUAUAAUUCUCCUCUCAAAUUGCAAGCUACUGAUAAUGAGGUUGAUGGCUGCAUGGAAUUCAAAAUUGAUGACAACAAGAUAAAUGUGGCAGUGAGCUCAUUUAUGGCUGCUGAUAAGAUAAGCAUUGAACCUUUGAAGGUUGAACUAGCUUGUUUAUACUAUUUGCAGCUUCCUGUAGAGAAGAGAUCAAAGGGUCUGUUGCCUAUCAUUCAAAACAUGGAAUGUGGUGGAAGACCUCUAGAAUCCAUUGAAAAUCUUGAUUCACUUAGGAAUCAUCUGAUGAACGUUUCGGUUGAUGUGCUGAUCAAUGGGUGGAUCCAAAAGCGCUUGAUGAAGCUGUAUAUCGACAGCUGCAAAGAACUAUGUGAGACACCGAAUAUGAAGUUGCUUAAAAAAUUGUAUGUUUCAGAGGUAGAGGAUGAAGUCAAUGUGUCUGAAUGUGAACUGCAAGAUAUAUCAGUAAUUCCAUUGUUGAAUGCCUUGCAUACACACAAAGGGGUUGCACUGCUAGAUCUUUCUCAUAACUUGUUAGGAAAUGGAACAAUGGAGAAACUGCAACGGUUUUUUUCAUCAUCAGGCCAAAAAUAUGGUGAUUUGACUUUGGACUUGCAUUGCAAUAGAUUUGGUCCAACUGCUCUAUUCCAGAUUUGUGAGUGUCCUGUGCUCUUCACACGACUUGAAGUGCUUAAUAUCUCUGGUAAUCGUCUCACUGAUGCAUGUGGAUCAUAUCUUUCAACCAUCCUUGAAAAGUGCAGAGCCCUGUAUAGCUUGAACAUAGAGCGGUGUUCCAUUACUUCUAGAACAAUUCAAAAGGUUGCUGAUGCACUGGAUACUGAAUCUGUACUAUCACAACUUUUUAUUGGUCAUAACAACCCUAUUUCUGGGAAUGCUAUCAGUAGUUUAUUGGGCAAACUUGCUAUUUUGAAGAGAUUUUCAGAAUUUAGUCUAAACGGCUUAAAACUAAGCAAGACCGUGGUUGAUGGCAUUUGCCACCUAGCUAAAACCUCAUGUUUGUCACGACUGAUGCUAGAGGGCACCGCUAUAGGAACUGAUGGAGCACUAAGAUUGACUCGCUCAUUGUUCAGCUCGACUCAGGAGCCUUUGAAACUUGAUCUGUCUUUUUGUGGAGUAGCAUCUACAUACAUUUAUGAACUUAACACUAAUGUUAUUUUCAUUUCUGGCAUUCUUGAGCUGCAUCUAGGAGGAAAUCCCAUUAUGCAAGAGGGUGGCAAUGCAUUAUCAUCACUGCUUUUGAAUCCUCAGUGUUGUCUAAAAGUUCUGAACCUGAAGAAGUGUCAACUGGGGAUGGCUGGGAUUCUUCAAAUAGUUCAUGCAUUAGCAGAGAAUGAAUCUCUGGAAGAGCUCAAUCUUGCUAAUAAUGCUGAUACGGAUAAGCGGUUGGGUAUACUAUAUUGUAAACCGGCAAACAGUUCAGAAUCCUCACAGCCAAACCACAUUGUAUCUGAACCAUCUCUUAAUCCAUGUUCAUCAAAGGAAUUUGAUGAACUUGACCCCAACUACAAUAAGCUUGAAGUUGCUGAUAGUGAAGAUGAUGAGGUUAGGGAAGAAACAGCUGCAUCUGGAUUCAAUGACAGCUCUGCAAGCUCAUGUCAAAGAAGAAACUCAACUUUGGAGUGCCAGUUCAUUCAAGAGCUUUCCAUUGCCAUUGGAUUAGCAAAACAGUUGCAGGUGUUAGAUCUUAGCAAUAAUGGGUUGUCAGUUCAAGCUUCAGAAGCUUUAUAUAAUGCUUGGUCAUCAGGUUCAAGGGCUGGUUUAUCUUGGCGGCACAUCAAGGAUCAGAUAGUCCAUUUGUCUGUGGAAGGAAAUAAGUGUUGCAGACUCAAAUCCUGCUGCAAAAAGGAUUGAAUGUCUUCUGCUGGAAUUUCUUCAAAUCUUUAAGCAUUUUAGCAUCAGUAACUAUGCAGCAUGACUUCUCCGUUGGUUCUGGUAAGUUGCAUGUGCAUAUCACAUUUAUAGUAACUGCGCAUCAUUGUAGCAAUGCAUUUAUAUGACUUCUUAGGGCACGUUUGGUUCGCUGUAAUAGAAUAGAGGUGUAAUGAAAUAAAGGCAUAAUAGGUAAUCUUUUUGUUUGGUUGAAUGGAAUGGAAUAGAGGCGUAAUAGUA
This is a messenger RNA of Gossypium raimondii (Peruvian cotton), 4371 nucleotides long. RefSeq names its product protein TONSOKU. Bases 70 to 4113 code for a protein of 1347 amino acids. NCBI's taxonomy places the organism in Eukaryota, Viridiplantae, Streptophyta, Magnoliopsida, Malvales, Malvaceae. The transcript is spliced from 20 exons. Gene Ontology annotation, biological process: response to DNA damage checkpoint signaling; meristem structural organization; epigenetic regulation of gene expression. The record is from RefSeq and is a predicted model, not a curated record. Gene Ontology annotation, cellular component: nucleus. Gene Ontology annotation, molecular function: protein binding.